Linepithema humile (Argentine ant) is the source of this 3828-nucleotide messenger RNA. Its product is annotated as aminopeptidase N-like. Lineage: Eukaryota; Metazoa; Arthropoda; Insecta; Hymenoptera; Formicidae. Gene Ontology annotation, biological process: peptide catabolic process; proteolysis. Gene Ontology annotation, cellular component: cytoplasm. The record is from RefSeq and is a predicted model, not a curated record. Gene Ontology annotation, molecular function: zinc ion binding; peptide binding; metalloaminopeptidase activity.
CCGCGUGAUCUCUGUCGCUCGUAGUUUUAUUAUAAAGUAUUUUCAGAAAGGUAUUCUUAUCAUGAAUUUCUGCGCAGAAAGUAUACGAUACCGAUCGCAGAAGUUGACGUACGGCUGUUAGUAUUCAUCCGGCGAAAUUAUUCAUCGUUCUCUCCCACCGCGCUGUCUCUUAUUUACGGGAGAGAAGUGCCACGGCUUGAGACUCUCGCGUCAUCCUGAGAAAAACCGAUGAAACCGCGCGAGAAGCAUAAGAAAGGAUUCCUAUCAAACACACGUACGAGACGAACAAUAGAUACAGGGACAUACUCGAUCGAUCGCGUAUUCCGCGCGCGUUUUUCCUCCACGUCCAAAUAAAUUAUUAACAUUCUAUUUACACUCAGAUGAUAUUCGGCUAUUCUCGCGCGAGCGUGUUAUCAAUAUUAAUCACAUAAAUGUUUCCGCGAUGACAGGUUGCAAAGCGUAGUUUCAGUGAAAUCAGAUAGAAUUGCAACGUUUGACGUAAGACAGUUUUCGAUCGAAAUCAAAGUAAGUUUACAGAAAUAUGCUGUGCAUGCAACGUGAUAUUUAAAUUAUUCUCAAAAAAGUAUCUGAACUAUUUUCUGUUUAUAUCGCGAAAAUGUAAUCGACAGUAUUUAAAUAUUGUUCAAUCGAACUGUGCAUUAAUUUAUUUGAUUUCAUUCAAGUGAGUUCGUUGCUUUUGCUUGCACAUAAGUUGAGUGACCUCUUAGCAUCUAUUUAUAUGAAAUAAUGUGUAUAUCAUAUCAGCUAUCAAUAUGCUUGUUAGUAUUCAAUGAUUUCUCGAAGCAGUAAGAUCGCGGUUUCGUUUAUACAUCUUUGUGAUUGACAGUUUGAAGCAAUAUUAAAACUACGUUUUUCCUACAAAAUUGCUAAUUGUCACAGUCUUGUUUUUUAUUUGACAUAUAAAAUUAAUAUAUAUGUAGAUACGCAAAUUAGUAUGGCAUUCAGACAAGUCUUAUUCAAUGGUGGAUUGGUGUUAAUUACUAUAUUAACUCUUUCUACAGCCAGCAAUACAAAAAAUGGUGAACAAAUUGAUGAUCUGUCUGCAUUGUAUUACGAUUGUAAUGUUCAAUUUUUCUACGAGGAAAAUAUCUUAAUAGGCGAUUGCAGUAUUUUUAUCCAAAUAAACAAUUCCACGAAAGGAAUAAUUAUAAACUUAAAGAGUCCAUGUUCUAUAUUGCAUAUCUUUUUGACUGGCUUAAAGCAAAUAGAUAAUGUUGAUAAUGUUGAUAAUGUUCGCAAUCAGACUUUUAUACUAUCUUAUUCAUAUCUCGCUGAGGACAUUUUACAGCUUGAUUUUACGAAAUACUUAAUACCUGGAGAAUACGAAUUAAAAAUCAUAUACAGCCGUAACAUAAUUGAUAGCACACAGAAUUUAUCUCCUUUAGGCUCUAUAUAUCUAGACGAAACGGGAGACAAAGUGUUGAAUGCAAGAAAAUUCGAAAUAAUAAAAGGCCGAAAUAUAUUACCGUGCGUGAACCGUGCUUGUAUAGCAACUUUUAACAUUAGCAUUAAGUAUCCUUCAAUUUACAAAGUUUUAUCGAAUAUGCCAAUACAAAACAAUAAUACAGCAGAAGAUGACCAUGAUAUGCAAUGGAUACAUUAUAAUGAGACACCUUUAAUGUCAAUUGACGACAUCAAGAUAAUAAUAACCAAACUUGUUCCACUUUUUGAUUUGCAUUCGAAUGUCGUAUUUUGGUGCAGAAAAACGGAAAUAGAAAAUGUGCAGUAUGCAAAAUCUAUUGCUUCUUCUAUAUUGCAGUAUUUUCGCACAACAGGAAAUAUAAAUAUAAAAAAACUGAAUUACGUUACAAUUACGUAUGGAACGGCAACAGGAAUUACGUAUACAAAAUUUGACGACAAAAACUAUCGUAAUAUACAAAAAGAAACUCAAUACAUUGACGGAGUCCUAAAGAAGAAAGUAUGGAAACCUGAAGACGAUGAAAUAAAAACACGAGAACUCGUUUCGCAUAGAGUAACAGAUAUUAUUUACAAUAAAAGUUUGUAUCCCUUUAUGCGUAAAAUAAAUGUGGGACUCUUAAUAGCGAAGCAAAUAACAUCUCUUUGGUAUGGCGAUGUAUUUCUUUGGUCACAUAACAGUUUUACUACAUUUUAUGGAGCACAUCUCUUGGAUGAGGUUGAAUUGAAAUAUGUUAAGCGUGAAAGAGUAAUGGAUCUCUGUGUUGUUCAAAUACAACAAGAAUCAUUACGUUAUGACACUUCUUUUGCUAAAAAAUCGAAAACAUUGAGCAAAGUUAAACGUAUCCUUAAAAUUCGUAAAACUCGUAAACACCUCAAGUCUCGAGGAGUCUCUAGAAGGUCUAAUAAAGUAUCCAUAGAGCUACAUUAUAUGAAAUUAUUCGCGUUAUGGCGCAUGUUACAAGGUUUAAUUCCUCAUAAUGUGUUUUGGACGUGUAUCGACACAUAUGCACGAACGCAAUAUAAUUAUUCAAACACAAUCUCAGAUGAUUUAUGGACUACUAUGCAAGCUGUUCUAAAUGUAACAACUAAUACAUACAAAUUUGAUAUAAAAAAAGUAAUGGAUAGUUGGACAAGGAAAAACUAUUAUCCCUUGCUCAAUGUAACACGAAAUUAUAAGGAUUCCACGAUGCUGAUAAGCUACGUCAAAUCUAUUUCUAAUAAAUUAUAUCAUGAUGAUACGACAGAAGAUUGGAUAUCUGUGACUUAUACGACGCAGUCGCUUAUUAGAAAUAUCAAUUAUUUGUUUUGGUUAAAUUUCCCUAAUCACAAUUAUACAGUUAAGAAUAUUAACAGCAACGAUUGGGUAUUAGUGAAUAUAAAACAAAUUGGAUAUUAUCGUGUUAACUAUGAUACUGAGAACUGGCUUAAACUUGCACGCUACUUAAACUCUGAUAAUUAUGUCGAAAUACAUGUUAUCAAUCGGGCUCAAAUCGUAGAUGAUGCGUUUUACUUUUUGAUGAAAAAACAGCUCGAUUUUGUCACGUUUUGGGAGAUUGUAAGCUUUCUAUCACGAGAUACAAGUUAUAUAGCAUGGCAUCCUAUGAUUAAAGCUCUUGAAUACAUGACAUGUAUCUUUCCAUUUUCUAAUAUGCCACAGGUAACAGAACAAACAAAAAUUCUAUUAAAUGGACUUUUGCAAAACAUAGAAGAAAAUUCGGACCACGAUUUUACUGAAUGUUUGAGAGAAGAAGCCAUAAAGUGGGCAUGUAUUUUCCGUGUCCCCAAAUGUAUAAAUAUAUCUAAUUCGGAACUAACAAAGCAUUUUGCAGAUACAAAAAAAUAUUCUCCUUUGGCAUGGAACCAAUGGACAUAUUGUAAAGGUUUUCUAUACGAGAAUUACACUUGGGAAAAGAAGUGGAAUGAAUGGCUACCAGCAGAUAAUGGAAUUUUAGAAUUUUUUAUUUGCUUUAGAAAUUCUCAAAUCUUUGUUCAAUAUUGGUCACACAUAAAGACAAAAACAUUUUUUAGGCAUGUACAAGUUAAUAAGCAUGCUAAUGUAUUUCUUCUUAUGAUUGCGAGGCAUGCAAGUAACAAUAUAGCGUUUAAGUAUAUUUUGGAACAGUUUGAAAACAUAAAACCCAAAAAAGUUAGCACAAUUGCCACGUUAAUUGUUCUUAUUACGCAUAUACAUGAUGUAUUUCAAUUGGAAAAGGUACAUAUAUUUGUGAAAAAUAAACUGGAAGAAAAGGAAAAUAAGACAUUGUUUAGAUAUGUUAGAGAAAAAAUAAGAACACGCAUAAAUGAACACGCAGAAAAAAUCAUUAACUACGGGUUCUACGGAUCUACGCACUUAUAAAAAAAAAAUAAAAUAGUCAAACAUUUGAUUCA